Emiliania huxleyi CCMP1516 is the source of this 237-nucleotide messenger RNA. RefSeq lists its product as hypothetical. Gene Ontology annotation, molecular function: L,L-diaminopimelate:2-oxoglutarate transaminase activity. The transcript has a single exon. The record is from RefSeq and is a predicted model, not a curated record. Lineage: Eukaryota; Haptophyta; Isochrysidales; Noelaerhabdaceae. The annotation marks the transcript as partial.
GUGCACGGCGGGACGGACGCGCCGUACGUCUUUGUCGACCUCGAGGGCAAGCCCUCGUGGGACAUGUUCUCCAAGAUUCUCGAGGAGGCGCAGGUCGUGACCAUCCCGGGCGCCGGGUUCGGCCCCGGCGGCGAGGGCUUCCUCCGCCUCUCCGCGUUUGCGCCGCGCGAGGCGUGCGAGGAGGCGUGCACGCGCCUGCGCACGGCGAUGAAGCCCGACGCGGUGCCCGCCGCGUGA